Molecule: messenger RNA, 543 nt
Organism: Trematosphaeria pertusa
Lineage: Eukaryota; Fungi; Ascomycota; Dothideomycetes; Pleosporales; Trematosphaeriaceae
Exons: 2
Source: RefSeq, a predicted model, not a curated record
CUAAUCCAGGACCUUUGUACUGCACUCUCAACUGCCCAUCCGGCCUGCUUUGGGUUCCUAAACGAAGAUGGACACCGCUUCGUAGUAUACCCAGACUCUCAAACGUCGACUAUAGCUAGCGGCGCAGUAAUUACUCUAGACAAGCUCCUCCACCCCCUAACCCGCCGCAAGCGCUACUUUCUCGCGCUUACUAUCGCCUCCUGGUUUCUCCGGCUUGGCUGCACCCCCUGGCUUCGCUCCCCUCUAAAGGUGAAUGUCGUAUUCCUCCAGGAUGCAGCACCUUCAGGGUCAUCAGGACUCGGUCAGCCGUACAUUCGCGGUGAACUAUCCAAGCAUUCCUCUAGACCCGCGACGGAUGCCACAUCGUGCCUUGCCCUCCAAUGGAGCAAAGAGGUGGGCGAAGAAGCCGGCCCCGACUUCGCCGAAGUAAUUGAGUGGUGUCUUCGCGCAAAGAGCCUCAAUGAUCAGAGUUGGAGAAAAGAAAUGUGGAGCAACGUCAUCGUUCCUCUCGACGCUUGCCACAAGCAAGUAACGCAGAGGCCU